AUACUCACCAUAUUGUGUCGGGGGAUGGCCUGAAAUACUACCGACAUAUAAUAUAAUGUAAAAUAAUCGUACUUGUUGCAGGGCAGCAGCGAUCAUGAUGCACACCGGCCCCGUGGUGGCGCUCCAGGUGGAGAAGUCUGCAGCGAGGCUCCACGGCCUCGAGGCUCUGCUGAACACAGGCGAUCAGAGCCAGGCUAAACCCAUCGGAGAGACUCUGCUGCUGCAGGGAGGAAACAGGAGGCGCAGAGAACAGCUGAUGCAGAAAAACAGACAGCUGUUCCGAUCCAACCCAAACAUGACCGACCUUUCCUCUGAAGAUGAAGCUGUGGUGAGAGGAAACAACAUGGCUGCUGUCUCCAGUGUGAACCUCCGUGCUCCUGAUGUGUAUCAGAGGGAGUACUUGACCCUCCCGACCCCUAAGUCCUCUCAGGAGAAGCAGAGGUCUGACUCCGCUCUGCAAACCUUCACUGUGUCUCUGAAACCUGCAGAGAGCAGCAGGACCUGCAUGCGCCAGGCUCUGUCCCAGGAGAACCUGUGUGUGGACAGGGACAGAGAAAGCGACCGACAGCGCCCCCUGCUGGACGGGAGGCAGGCGGCUCUGAGAGACCUCCCCUCCUUCCCUCUGAGGUCCUGUGUUUCCACUGACCUGCUCUCAGAGAGACAGCAGGGGGUCCGCAGCAGCAGCUGCAGCAGCAGUGCCGGCGUCUGGAGGAACCCGUUCCCCCAGAACCAGUUCCUCCAGAACCAGAACCCGACUCCCUCCUCUCAGCCCGUCCGCAUCGACAUCCCCCUCCCCCGAACCGUCAGCUCCAGACCUCCUCUCACCUCCUUCCUGCAGGGGAGCAGAGUCAGUGAUGGAAGCCUCCAGAGACCCUCCUCCAAUAAACCCCAGGUCAGCAUCCCCUCGGACUGUUUAUGUCUUGUGUCUUAGUUUCUCUAAUGUACAUUGCCUUGUUUUCAAUGUCCCUGAAACGCAAAUCAUUUCCCAAAUUCGGAUCAAUAAAGUACUUAUCAAUCUAUCUAUCUAUCAAUAAACCCCAGGUCAAGUAACAUUUAGUCAAGUACUGUACUUAAAGGUGGGGUAGGUAAUU
Messenger RNA from Notothenia coriiceps (black rockcod), 1091 nucleotides. RefSeq lists its product as uncharacterized. NCBI's taxonomy places the organism in Eukaryota, Metazoa, Chordata, Actinopteri, Perciformes, Nototheniidae. The transcript is spliced from 5 exons. The record is from RefSeq and is a predicted model, not a curated record. Bases 95 to 931 code for a protein of 278 amino acids.